AUGGCAGGCAGUCUUCGAGCGGGCGCCACGGGACCCGAUGAUUUGCCAGAGAUUUUUAAUCUCCUCGAGAAGUACAGGUACACCGCAGCGUUGUAUGGCGACAGCGAAGAGUAUCUCGGCAAAGUCGACGCUGGCAAGAGAUUCGUACUCGACACCAAGACGCGAGGCGAUUUUGGCGGACCGGUCCAUGCCACGCGACAGACGGUGGUGGCCGAGGGCAAGCAGAGCAGGGAGUUGCUGGGGAGCGGGGUGGAUGUCUUCUACCUCCAUGCCCCGGACACGGCAAUGCCGAUCGAGGAGACGCUGGCGGGAGUGAACGAGGUCUACAAGACGGGCUUCUUCAAGCGCUUCGGGCUGAGCAACUACGCCGCGGAGUACGUAGAAAAGAUCUACGGCAUUUGCAAGGAAAAGGGUUAUCUGCUGCCGUCGGUGUACCAAGGAAUGUACGAACCGGUGGCGAGAAAGCAAGAAACCGUGCUGUUCCCGACCCUGCGGAAGCUGGGGAUGAGCUUCUUCGCCUACUCGGCCAUGGCUGGUGGCUUCUUAUCGAAAAGCAAACAAGAGGUCUUGGACGGCUAA
This is a messenger RNA of Neohortaea acidophila, 579 nucleotides long. Its product is annotated as NADP-dependent oxidoreductase domain-containing protein. The record is from RefSeq and is a predicted model, not a curated record. Lineage: Eukaryota; Fungi; Ascomycota; Dothideomycetes; Mycosphaerellales; Teratosphaeriaceae. The transcript has 4 exons. Gene Ontology annotation, cellular component: cytoplasm. The coding region runs from base 1 to 579 and encodes 192 amino acids.